UCAGUGACGCAAUGGCCCCACUGAGAGCGACGCCACGGUGAGGGGGGGACUCGGCAUCACACGCAGGCAGACAUCAGGCACCGUGUCCGCGAAUGCAGCCCCGCACGCAGGACGCCGCAGUCGACAGCAUCCCACCAUUUUUGGACCUACGCGGACGCUAGAGAGUCACCUUCAUCCCGGCGGCGAACCAGGAGAACAUUUAGGCUCACCGAAAACAAGCCGUGGUUGCCGGAGAACCGCACAAGGACACACACGUUCGUAACUCAAUCUUCCAUUAUUUCCUCCCCCCCUUCCACCUCCACCACCACCGGGCGGCUGUCUUCGAAGGAAGCCGACCGAGCUGCACCUGAGGCGGGCGUGAAGUGCGGGAAGGAGAGCCGUCCUAGUCAGCCAUGGAGAACUCUCACACCAAGAGUGUGGAAGAAGUUUACGGCUAUUUCUGCGUCAACGAGAGCACGGGACUCUCCCUGGACGAGGUGAAACGGCAGCGGGAGAAAUGGGGCCUGAACGAGUUACCAGCAGAAGAAGGAAAAUCUUUAUGGGAGCUUGUCAUCGAACAGUUUGAAGAUUUACUUGUACGAAUUCUUCUGCUGGCUGCCUGUAUUUCUUUUGUGCUGGCCUGGUUUGAGGAGGGAGAAGAAACCAUCACAGCAUUCGUGGAACCAUUUGUAAUUUUACUUAUUCUUAUUGCCAACGCAAUUGUCGGUGUGUGGCAGGAACGCAAUGCUGAAGAUGCCAUUGAGGCACUGAAGGAGUAUGAACCUGAGAUGGGGAAAGUGUAUCGGCAGGACCGGAAGACAGUCCAGAGGAUCAAGGCCAGAGAUAUUGUUCCUGGAGACAUUGUAGAAGUUGCUGUUGGAGACAAAGUGCCUGCCGAUAUCCGUAUCUGUUCAAUCAAAUCAACAACCUUGAGGGUUGACCAGUCCAUUCUCACUGGGGAGUCUGUCUCUGUCAUCAAACACACCGACCCUGUGCCCGACCCUCGUGCUGUCAAUCAAGACAAGAAGAACAUGCUCUUCUCUGGUACCAACAUUGCUGCUGGGAAGGCUGUGGGAGUGGCUGUGGCCACGGGUGUUAACACAGAGAUUGGUAAGAUCCGUGAUGAGAUGGCGGCCACCGAGCAGGACAAGACACCCUUGCAACAGAAAUUGGAUGAGUUUGGCGAACAGCUGUCCAAGGUCAUAUCCCUCAUUUGCAUUGCGGUGUGGAUCAUCAACAUCGGCCAUUUCAAUGACCCCGUGCAUGGAGGCUCGUGGAUUCGUGGAGCUGUCUACUAUUUCAAGAUUGCUGUGGCACUGGCUGUGGCUGCCAUCCCUGAAGGUCUUCCUGCUGUCAUCACCACCUGUUUGGCUCUGGGCACCCGCCGCAUGGCCAAGAAAAAUGCCAUUGUCCGAAGUUUGCCCUCUGUGGAAACACUAGGCUGCACAUCUGUCAUUUGUUCUGACAAGACCGGAACUCUGACCACCAAUCAAAUGUCUGUCUGCAGAAUGUUCAUCGUCAACAAAGCCGAAGGUGACAGCUUCUCGCUGACAGAGUUUACCAUCACAGGUUCUACCUAUGCGCCUGAGGGAGACGUAUACCAGGAUGGUAAACCAGUGAGAUCCUCCCAGUAUGAUGCCCUGGUUGAACUGGCCACCAUCUGUGCCCUCUGUAAUGACUCAUCCCUGGACUUCAAUGAGGUUAAAGGAGUGUUCGAAAAGGUUGGUGAGGCAACAGAGACGGCACUGACCUGUCUGGUGGAGAAAAUGAAUGUCUUUGACACCGAAGUCCACAGCCUGUCAAAGAUCGACAGAGCUAACGCCUGCAACUCGGUGAUCAAACAGCUCAUGAAAAAGGAGUUCACUCUGGAGUUUUCAAGGGACAGGAAGUCCAUGUCUGUCUACUGUACCCCCAACAAAUCCCGUUCUUCCUUGGGCAAAAUGUUUGUGAAGGGGGCACCAGAGGGCGUUAUUGAGCGAUGCACCCAUGUCAGAGUAGGAAACAGCAAAGUUCCCCUCAGCAAAAGUAUAAAGGAAAAAAUCCUGUCCGUGAUCCGGGACUACGGUACUGGCCGCGAUACGCUGAGGUGCCUGGCUCUGGCCACACGGGACAACCCGCCUAAGAUGGAGGAUAUGUUACUUUCCGACACCGCCAAAUUCUCUGACUAUGAGUCUGAUCUGACCUUCGUCGGCUGUGUGGGCAUGCUGGACCCACCCAGACAGGAGGUAGCGGCGUCCAUCAAGCUCUGUCGCCAGGCUGGCAUCCGCGUCAUCAUGAUCACCGGGGACAACAAGGGCACAGCCGUGGCCAUCUGCCGCCGCAUCGGCAUCUUCUCUGAGGACGACGACGUGGAGCACAUGGCCUACACUGGGCGGGAGUUUGACGAGCUCGCACCCAACAUCCAACGUGAGGCUGUGACUCACGCCCGCUGCUUCGCACGCGUCGAGCCUUCGCACAAGUCCAAGAUCGUCGAGUUCCUUCAAGGAUUUGAUGAGAUCACUGCUAUGACGGGAGACGGUGUGAAUGAUGCCCCAGCCUUGAAGAAGGCAGAGAUUGGCAUCGCCAUGGGCUCCGGCACCGCCGUGGCCAAGUCCGCUUCUGAGAUGGUCCUCGCCGAUGACAACUUCUCUUCUAUCGUGGCCGCGGUUGAGGAAGGCCGUGCUAUUUACAACAACAUGAAGCAGUUCAUCAGAUACCUGAUCUCUUCAAAUGUAGGAGAGGUCGUCUGUAUCUUCCUUACUGCAGCACUGGGCUUCCCCGAGGCCCUGAUACCAGUCCAGCUGCUCUGGGUCAACCUGGUGACCGACGGCCUGCCCGCCACCGCCCUCGGUUUCAACCCACCAGACCUUGACAUCAUGGAGAAGCCUCCUCGCAACGCUAAAGAGCCCCUCAUUUCUGGAUGGCUCUUCUUCCGAUACCUGGCCAUCGGCGGGUAUGUGGGGGCUGCUACAGUCGGGGCUGCAGCCUGGUGGUUUACGCUCUCUGAAGAUGGACCCCAGAUCACUCUGUACCAGCUGAGUCACUUCCUCCAGUGUGGCCCGGACAAUCCUGAUUUUGACGGCCUGGACUGCGAGGUGUUUGAGUCCCCCUACCCCAUGACUAUGGCCCUGUCCGUGCUCGUUACCAUUGAGAUGUGCAACGCUCUGAACAGCCUGUCCGAGAACCAGUCCUUGUUGAGGAUGCCUCCCUGGGAGAACAUUUGGCUGCUGGGUGCCAUCUGCCUGUCCAUGUCACUUCAUUUCCUCAUCCUCUAUGUGGAGCCUCUGCCCGUCAUCUUCCAGAUCACCCCGCUGGACACCACCCAGUGGAUGAUGGUGCUGAAGAUCUCCAUUCCCGUCAUCCUGCUGGACGAGCUGCUGAAGCUGGCGGCCAGGAACUAUUCGGACUUGGCAAAGGCCAUGUAGGCUCAAAUCUGCUCCCAAUUUCUUGCAGAAAUGUUGGCUUUGAUUUGCGUGUGUGCAUGAAUGUUUUGGGGCAGCACACUUACUGUACGAGGUCUGCGUUGUCAGCGAAGACCGAGCUCGUUGAUUUUUUUUUUUUUUGGAAUGAAUAAAUGUUCUCAUUGGUCCUUCCAUCCUUGAGCAUGAACAGCCAAGAAUAAGCUUCCAUGCCUCAAUUUACCUGAACAUCUUAGUAGUUGUGUUGGUGCAUGUCUGCUAAAUCUGCUGCCUUGUGUCAUAGACAAUGUAACGACUAGAGUGUUAGCUAUGCUUCAACAGUUGAUCUUUCCUAAGGAAAUGCUUUUAUGAGCUAUUUCAAACCAUUUUUGCACCAUUAAAUGGAGCAGAUGUAAAGCAGAAGGCUUCUGUUUGUCACAUGAACUUUGGAUUCAGGUAAAUAAAAAUAGGUUUCAUGAA
Messenger RNA from Nerophis ophidion (straightnose pipefish), 3836 nucleotides. It is a transcript of the gene atp2a2a, whose product is annotated as ATPase sarcoplasmic/endoplasmic reticulum Ca2+ transporting 2a. The transcript is spliced from 21 exons. Gene Ontology annotation, molecular function: P-type calcium transporter activity; ATP binding; ATP hydrolysis activity. The coding region runs from base 393 to 3383 and encodes 996 amino acids. The record is from RefSeq and is a predicted model, not a curated record. Gene Ontology annotation, cellular component: membrane. Gene Ontology annotation, biological process: calcium ion transmembrane transport; intracellular calcium ion homeostasis. Lineage: Eukaryota; Metazoa; Chordata; Actinopteri; Syngnathiformes; Syngnathidae.